CAUUACUCACAGUCCAUUCCCAAGACUCUCAUGUUUAUUGAAUUCAAACCAUGGAGAAUGGCCAAAGAGAUUCGUUCCUCCUUUCCAGGGAUCGCUACCCUCAAAAAGAGGCAGUAUCAUUCAUCGAGAAUCAAAUCUGUCCACCGGGACAGCUACUACCAGUGUAUAGCGAGCAAAGUGGAAGUUUCGUUUCUGCAAAUGAAGCAUGGAAGCUGAAAGAUGCGAACACAGCGAUGUGGGAGCAGGCGAAUGAGGAAAAGGAACACCUUUUUGUCCUAAUGACACAAGUGGAACAGAAACUUGCGAAGAAGAAAAGCGCAGCCCACAUCCCACUCGACGCGGCAUCGGAGUUGCGACGUAGCAGUUGGUCUCAAGUUUUGACUGAGGUUGAGAGGACUGCAGAGCAUUGGAAAAGUAGCCCAAACCAGGAAAGUAAAAGAAUGGUGUUCAUUGAUAGAAUUGGGCGGCAUUCAGAGUCUCUGGAAGCUUGGUUAAGUUUAUUGCCCAUGGGAGAUUACGGAGCAAGUAUCUGUGGAGUAUUCAAGCUUUUCAUCGGGGCUGCCUCGACCUACUCCAACACCCCGGAGAUCAUUUUCGAAUUCUUGGCACAAAUUCCAGAUAUGAUGGAAAGCUCAAGGCACUACAUGGAAAUGUAUCGAAACAUGGGAGGCCACCGUCUUGACAAAAGAAGCUUUGAGUUAUUCCGAGCCGUUCUAGAAGCACUCACUCAUGUGAUGCAGUUCUUUCUCAACAGCAGGCUCAAAAACGUGACCUAUGCUUGGCUCAAGCAGGGAGCAUACCAAGAAGAUCUCCAGAAAAGUAUCGAGAACGUUAGAACUAAGGUCAGAGCGUUCAGAGACGAAGCCCAGCAAUGUCACGCUCAAGAAACACAUGAGAGCAUGCGCCUUCUAUCUGACAUGAAUGAACAAUCCAAGACUUUGGCCCCCUUUUUUCAACGAUUUUUCAAACUUCUGGAGACGAAUCUAGGUUUAGAACAAUCUGAUCAGCAAUUUAGUUCCUCACAACCACGAAUUUCGGCUUACGACAUGGUGAACGCAACCCACAGUAUUCCCGGGACAUCGAUAUCCAUGAAAACGCGGGCAAAUGCCGACGAACGACAAGCGGAGGCUAGGAAGGCACAAAAGCGAUUAUUCGAGUAUCUUCAUUACGAUCCAAGUCUUGUUCCACGGGACGUGGCCACUCAGAUUCGUCUUGGCAAUAGACUGACCAACAAACAAAAAGCCAAAGCUGCCACCCUCAUACGGCAUGAAAGCUUCAAGUCAUUCAUGACGAAUACAACGUCAUCAAGCUGUCUUCUCGUCAAUGGAAGAGACGACACUGCUGCCGUUGACGGGAUCUCACCGCUCAGUUUUGUAGCUGCCCAGGCGACGGAAAGCUUCAUGGCUGCAGGGGAUCCCUCGACACCGUUCUACGUCAUCAACUGGUUUUGCGCGGAGCAUAAGCCAGCCCUCGUGGCAGGCAACAACGCUGAAACAGAUCGCUGCCCCAGCAGAAUGAUGACAAGCCUUGUCGGUCAGCUUCUCGAAAAAAUGAUUGAUAGUGGCGUAGAGGUUGGCUUGUCAUUCAUGUACGAGUCCAAGUGGCGGCAUGUAGAGCAGCUCAAACCGACGACUCUGUUUUCGGUCUUUGUCGGACUAGUAGAGCAGCUUCCUCGGGGGAGUAUCUUGUUAUGUAUAGUGGAUGAGAUUGUCUUGUACGAGACGCGAGCUCUGGAGAGCGACACGGAAGUAGUCAUGGGGAAGCUGGCAAGGUUAGCUGAGAAGCUUUCCACUGGACCGCAGAUUUUCAAACUUCUCACAACUUGUCAAAAUAGAGCUUUGGGUAUGGCGGAGCAUUUUGGCCACAACAUCGUCGACUUGGGUGGUAGCACGGGCUCAGAUGAAUCAGCGCAGUGGACGAUAUCUAACAUGUCCAUGGCAUACUAG
Messenger RNA from Colletotrichum scovillei, 1946 nucleotides. RefSeq lists its product as uncharacterized. NCBI's taxonomy places the organism in Eukaryota, Fungi, Ascomycota, Sordariomycetes, Glomerellales, Glomerellaceae. Bases 51 to 1946 code for a protein of 631 amino acids. The record is from RefSeq and is a predicted model, not a curated record. The transcript has 6 exons.